This is a messenger RNA of Clavispora lusitaniae ATCC 42720, 2067 nucleotides long. It is a transcript of the gene TPO4, whose product is annotated as Tpo4p. Gene Ontology annotation, molecular function: spermidine transmembrane transporter activity; spermine transmembrane transporter activity. Lineage: Eukaryota; Fungi; Ascomycota; Pichiomycetes; Serinales; Metschnikowiaceae. The record is from RefSeq and is a predicted model, not a curated record. Gene Ontology annotation, biological process: spermine transport; transmembrane transport; spermidine transport. Gene Ontology annotation, cellular component: plasma membrane.
AUGGGUGUGCUAGGUACAUCGAAAGUUGAAGAGGAGGCAUUACGGGCUGCUGCAGAAGCUCUGGCGUCAAGAGCAUCUGUUGACCAGUCGGCAUCAUCUCAAUACGAAACAGCGUCUGAGUUCGCCUCGGCAUCUGAAUUCGACCCUGAUGAGGAUUUAAUAGAUAACAGAGACAACCAAAAUGAAACUUAUUCGGAAUCUGUUUCAGAGAACAAUUCCACCAUUCAAGAAGCCACACAACCUUAUGCCCCAUCAUCCCUGAAAGAUUUAGAUGAUGAUGAGAUUGAUUAUGUCAUGCCAAUUCAACACCCGCAAGAAAUUGAUGUUUCGAAUAUGGAUGAAAAUGAAUUGAAUAGGAUUGUAACUACUCAAACAGGAGGUUCAUUGGGACUUUCUUUGCAACCAAGUCGGACUCACGGAGAAUUCAUCGACCCAAAGGAUUUGGAUUGGGACGGUCCGGAUGACAAAGAAAACCCUUUCAACUGGUCCAAGUCCAAGAAAUGGUUUAUCACCUUCGUUACUGCGAACGUCUGCUUAUGUGUUUCUUUGGGUUCUUCGUUGUUCGUCGAAGGUGUGCCAGAGCUUGAAAUAAAGAUGGGCAUUUCACAGACGCUCGGUCUUUCUGGAUUGACAUUCUAUUUGAUUGGCUUGGCUCUCGGUCCAGUUAUUGCAGCUCCUCUUUCGGAGAUGGUGGGCCGGAGAUAUAUCUACAUUCUCACAUUUCCAGCAUCUAUGCUCUUCACCAUGGGUGUUGGUUUGUCUAAAAAUAUCAGAACCAUUCUUGUAUUAAGAUUCUUUGCUGGUUUUAUUGCAUCGCCGCCAAUGUCUCUUGCUGGAGGAACCAUUUCUGAUAUUUGGGGUAACUCGCCCAUCGACAUGUCUAUUGCAAUGGCUUUGUUCUGUGUCGCACCAUUCUUGGGUCCUGUCAUUGGACCGAUCGUUGGAGGUUUCGCCGCUGAACAUAAAGGAUGGAAAUGGACUAUGUGGGUAUCUUUGAUGUUCUCAGGUGCUAUUUUGCCAUUCCUUCUUCUCGUUCCAGAAACAUACAAAUUGGCAAUUUUGAGAAAGAGAGCCAAGAGCAGAGGUGUGAAGUUGGUUCAAUAUAAAUUCAUUGACAUUGUCAAGCUUGCCCUUCAAGUCUACAUCAUCAGACCUGUUGAAAUGUUAUUCGUGGAGCCUAUCGUCGGUUUAACAUCCCUCUACAUUGCUUUCGUUUUUGCGGUUUUGUUCGGUUUCUUUGAGGCUUUCCCUAUUAUUUUUAGAGGCCUUUACAGAAUGGAUUUCGGUGUCUCAGGUUUGCCUUUCCUUGCUGUUGGAAUUGGUUUGAUUUUUGGAGUGGUGCUCUAUGUUGCUCUCGACCUUUUCUAUUAUUACCCAAAGAACCCUGAUGGAACUAGAGGCAAACGUGAUGAGAAUGGCAAUUUUGUUUGGGACGCCCCUGAAAGAAAAUUAACCAUUGCCAUGGCUGGAUCUGUCUUUUUGCCUAUUGCCUUAUUUUGGUUAGCUUGGACGGCCAAGAAAUCUAUUCAUUGGAUUGCACCAACACUUGCAGGUCUCCCAUUUGGUUUCGGAUUAAUUUGGGUCUUUUUCGGUAUUGUUCUUUACUACUCGAUGUCUUUCCCACCUGCCUAUGUUGCUUCUGCCUUGGCUGCUAACAACUUGUUGCGUUAUCUCUUGGCAUCUGUUUUCCCAUUGUUUAUGGUGCAAAUGUAUGAAAGAUUGCACAUAGAUUGGGCUACUACAUUAUUGGCUUUCAUCUCUUUAGCCAUGGUUCCAAUUCCUUUUGCAUUCAAGAAGUACGGUCCAAAGCUUAGAGCGCAUUCUAAGUACGGAUAUGUUGCAUUUUUCAAGAAAAUCGCCGCUCAAAAGGCUGCUGCUGCUGCUGCUGCUGCAACUCCUGUUACCCCUUCUGCUAAUGAUAGUGGUGAGGAAACUGCUGCUGGCGCUGCCAGCCCAGAAAAAGGUGAUAAUGUGGAGAGCAACAGCUCUAUCUUAGCAAAGGGCGAAAAGACUAACGAUCAUCAGCACUCUGCCUUGAGCAGAGAGGAAGUCGGCGAAAAGGUAUAA